AUGGAUCCAAGGUUGUAUGAAGCUAUAACUUCAGGAAACAUUUACAAAUUGGAAAGGCUAUUGGCUACAAGGAAUGAUGUCAAUGAAUAUAUUACAACUCAAACUACAGCUACUCGCAAGAAUACUGUUCUACAUGUUGCUGUACAAUUCAAAAGAAAGAUGUUUGUAGAGGAAUUAUGCAAGAGAUGCUCGCAACCUGGGGUAUUAAUAAUGCAACAAAACUUCAAAGGAGAUACUGUGUUGCAUAUCGCUGCAAGGCUAGGAUUGUCUGAUAUAGUCGCAGUUCUUAUUCGUCAUGUAGAUAAUCGCUGCAGUAUUACGGUGCAAGAGCUAGUGAGGAUGACGAAUAACAAGAAUGACACAGCGUUGCAUGAUGCAGUUCGUAAUCAUAAGUUUUUAGUAGGGAGAUUGUUGAUUGAAGCAGAUCCGUUGUUUGAGUAUUUUCCAAAUGAUGCAGGUGAAACCCCACUUUACCUUGCUGCAGAAGAAGGGUUGUAUGAUUUUGUAGUUUCAAUCUUACAAAAAUGUCCAUCAUCAGCUCAUAAUGGUCCUGGCGGCCGAACACCCUUGCACGUAGCUGUAGCUAAUGGGUACUCAGAAAUAACAAAAUUAUUACUCGAGAAAAAACCAAGUUUGAUACAUCAAAGAGACGAGAACGGAAACAGUGCACUCCACUAUGCUGCAUAUUUCGCCAAGCCAAAGGUGGCUAUUCAAUUACUAGAAGCUGACCCUUCUAUUGUAUUGGGGAAGGACAAUGAUGGCAGGACAGCUCUUCACAUUGCAGCAAGUAGUCGUUUGCCAAGAAAUAUUGCAUACCUGCUCAAGGUUGACACCCUUGGUCCUGCGCAACAUACAAAAGUUGGCCGUCUCGGUCUCCAGCCCUUAGCUUACAUGAAAUUUAAAUAUGAAAACACACAAGUUAUUGAAGAGGUAACUAAAUGCUGCCAAGAAUGCUGGGAAGAACUUGAUAACAACGGUCAGAAUUUUCUUCACCUUGCCGCUGAAAAUGGAAGUGUGAGAGUGAUGAAGUAUAUCUUAGGGAAAUCAAACUUGGUUGAGAAUAUUAUAAACGACGAGGAUUACCAAGGAAACACACCUUUGCAUCUGGUUCUCAGAUCAAAAAGUAUUGAAUGUUUGCGAAUUCUCAGCAGGGACAAGAGAGUGAACAAGAAGGCCGUCAACAAUGAUAACUUGACAGCUUUGGACAUUCUUCUUCAUGAUUUGGACAAGGCAGAUGUGCCACACCGGGAGUUUAUACAAGCUGGUUAUAGAUACCUGUUUGAAGGAGGAUUGCUAUGGUAUGGGAGAAGCCAAAUCAGAAUAGACAAAGAAGAUGAAAGAUAUGGAGCCAUAUCGCAGAAUAAGUACAAGAUAGCUAUAGAAUGUGCAAAAGAACUAUCUGAAAGCCAGAUAGUAGUGACUACACUUAUAGCUGCAGUUACAUACACAGUUGGUUUAGCAUUACCUGGAGGCUACAACAGUGGCGGACCAUCAGCAGGCUUACCAAUCUUAAGCGGCGUACCAGCUUUCAAAGUUUUUGUCAGGUGCAACAGCACUGCCCUGCUUCUGUCAAUUAUAGUUUUACACAUCCAUUACUUUAACAAACUCAUUCCUCAUAGAAAAGCCAAAUCAGUGGUACUCCGGGCACUAGUCACACAUGUUCUCAUGUUCAGUGCCACUGUAUUAAUGUUGAUGGCAUUCUUGGUCGGAAAUUACAUCUUCUUUGGCCACUCAGCAACUUUUACCAGUCCUGUGGCUUCUGCUGGCAUUAUAGUUAUUUUUUAUUUCCUUGUUAAAUUUCUCAAAAAAGCUACCUGAACUUGUAAGCACAAAUCAAUUAAAGAAUUUUAAAACAAA
Molecule: messenger RNA, 1857 nt
Organism: Papaver somniferum (opium poppy)
Lineage: Eukaryota; Viridiplantae; Streptophyta; Magnoliopsida; Ranunculales; Papaveraceae
Product: ankyrin repeat-containing protein At5g02620-like
Exons: 3
Coding region: 1-1818 (605 amino acids)
Cellular component (GO): plasma membrane
Molecular function (GO): protein phosphatase regulator activity; protein phosphatase 1 binding
Source: RefSeq, a predicted model, not a curated record